Danio rerio (zebrafish) is the source of this 3309-nucleotide messenger RNA. The record is from RefSeq and is a predicted model, not a curated record. Lineage: Eukaryota; Metazoa; Chordata; Actinopteri; Cypriniformes; Danionidae.
UGUGUGGAAUAUAGAGAGAGACCAAGAGAGAUAGAAAAGCGACAGACGGAAGGGGCGGCAGCCGGAGGAAGAGUCACUCAUCGCGGAAGGAUCAGUCAGGCAACCGUCUGGGAGCGACAGAUCUGGAGACACUAGAGGGGAAAAAAAGAGAGAAGACAGAGACAGAGGUCAACCCCUUCCUGAUCAAUGAAAGAAGCCAUGCCAGUCCUCUCUGCAGGAGGAGGGUUGCACGAGACGCUUGCCCUGCUGACCUCACAGCUGCGUCCAGAUGCCAAUCAUAAAGAGGACAUGGUCUUCCUCAGGGAUGUUUUCAGUGAGAGGAGCCUCAGCUGCCUGAUGAAGAUUCAUGAGAAGUUGCGUCAGUAUGAGAAGCAGAGCCCCACCCCGGUUCUCCACAGUGCCUCCACGCUGGCAGAGGAUGUUGCAGAGGAGUUGCAAAGUGGACCAAUGAGUGUUGAGGAAAAAGAGCUGCUACAUUUGCUGACAUCUCCUCAUCUCAAGGCGGUUUUGUCAGUUCAUGACACAGUGGCACAGAAGAACUUUGACCCUGUGCUGCCUCCUCUGCCUGAUGACUUUGAGGAUGAACUAGACGAGGAGUCUGUCAAGAUCGUCCGCCUCGUCAAAAACAAAGAACCACUGGGUGCCACUAUUCGGCGGGAUGAGUCCACAGGGGCUGUGAUUGUGGCUCGUAUCAUGAAGGGAGGAGCUGCCGACCGAAGUGGCCUGGUGCAUGUCGGUGAUGAACUGAGAGAGGUUAACGGAAGCUCUGUGAUGCACAAGAGGCCAGAUGAGAUCAGUCAGCUACUGUCUCAAUCACAAGGUUCCAUCACACUGAAGAUCAUCCCGGCAAUAAAAGAAGAGGACAAGCUGCAAGAGAACAAGGUCUACAUGAGGGCACUGUUUGAUUACACUCCACUGGAGGACAAAGCCACACCGUGUCAGGAGGCAGGACUUCCUUUUAAACGUGGGGACGUCCUGCAGGUGGUCAGUCAGGAUGAUCAGACAUGGUGGCAAGCCAAGAGAAUUGGUGACUGCAAUCUUCGUGCAGGACUUGUCCCAUCCAAGCAGUUUCAAGAAAGGCGCUUGGCCUACAGAAUAAAAAUGGGCACUCUUCAAAACUCCAAAUCUCCCAAAAAAGCUGUCUAUGACCAGGGGUGUGAUAAAGAAGACUGUGACUGUGAGGGCUAUUUCAAUGGACAGUACAUAGUCUCUUCGAAGUGUAAUGCAGUGGCUCCCUCCUGUGGCCAAGUGUUUUCCUGGGAUUUUUACUCAGCUGGUUUAAGGAGAAGUUUCCGUCUCAGUCGAAAGGACCGUCGCGGAUCUUCAGGAGAGGCUAAUGUUUCUGAUCAGAAUGACACAGAUUUCCUGACUUAUGAAGAAGUGACACGUUACCAGCAGCGGUCCAAUGAAAGACCUCGAUUAGUAGUUCUCAUUGGUUCUCUGGGAGCACGAAUCAACGAACUGAAGCAGAAAGUGAUAGCAGAAAAUCCCCAUCGUUAUGCUGUGGCCGUACCCCACACCACACGACCAAAAAAGAGCCAUGAGAAGGAGGGAGUGGAGUACCACUUUGUGACUAAGCAGGCCUUUGAUGCAGAUGCACAGAAUAACAAAUUUAUAGAAUACGGAGAAUAUAAGGAGAAUCUGUAUGGGACCAGUAUAGAGGCCAUCCGCUCGGUUCAAGCCAAAAACAAGAUGUGUCUUGUAGAUGUACAGCCAGAGGCUCUGAAAGCCCUGCGAACAGCUGAAUUUAAGCCUUAUGUCAUUUUUGUGAAACCGAAAAUCCCAGAGAGCCGCAGACGCCGCAGUGCCGCCACAUCGCCAGGAGGAGGAGAGCACGGCAGAAUCACAGAGGAGGACCUACAGGAAAUGCGUCUGUCGGCGCAGCAGAUCGAUCAACAGUACGGUCACCUCGUGGAUCGGGUCCUGAUCAAGGAGGACACUGCCAGUGCCAGCACAGAACUACGUAGCAUCCUGGAGAGGUUGGAGAGGGAGACUUUUUGGGUUCCUAUUAGCUGGGUCAGACCCUAAGAUCAACCCCUUUAGCAACAUUUCAGACCGUUGAUCAACACUUCCACUGAAAGCUUCUUUUCUUCCAUGAAGUGCAGCCGAAAUGCACUCAUCCUCCUGGGAAAGGCUCCUCGGAGCUCCGCCGUCAGUGAAAGAAGCCACAAAUAGGCUAAAUAAGAGAUUUAAAGUGACACAGAUCACUGAAGUUUGAACAGAUUUUGUUUUCAGGCUGGGUCAUGCAGGCACAUAAGCACUUGUUUUGGCAUAAAUGAUCUAAUUUAUUUUUUAAUGACAUUAGUUAUUUAUUAUUUGCCAAAAUAGUUUGUUUACUUGAUACGUUGUAGCUUCCUUUUAGGUUAUUUAAGCAGUUUCAACUGCUAGGUUCACUGAAGCAAUACUUUAUGUGUGCAACUGUCAGCUUAUGUUAUCAUAAAGCAGGGGUCACAAAAUUUGUUCCUGGAAGGCCGGUGUCCUGCAGAUUUUAGCUCCAACCCUAAUCAAACACACCUGAACAAGCUAACCAAGGUCUUACUAAAUAUACUUGAAACACCCAGGCAGGUGUUUUGAGGCAAGUUAGAGCUAAACCCUGCAGGGACACCGGCCCUCCUGGACUGAGAUUGGUGACCCCUGUCAUAAAGGGAUUGACCUUUGUAAGAAAAUGUUCUGUGGAUUGUGGGUUAAUUUCUGGCUUGAUCAAAAGGGAAAUUUGCAGGUCACCCUGUAAAAAAUCAAGCAGUUCCCCACACAUACCCAUGCAGAGACUCAUUUAGCAAGCAUAACGUCUUUAAUUUAAGAUUAUUUUACAUUUUACUUUACAAGCUUUUUGUUGUCGAAUUUAAUUGCAGAAAUCAGUUUCUUUUUGUAGAGCAAGGUUGAUCAUAGUUUCACAGGAAAUUAUUAAACUCCUGCUGUGCCAACAACUGUCUCAAUGUUACAAGCUUUUUUUCCUCUAACAUUUUCUUUAUUCAGAAGGUUAUGAAAUACCACGCCAAAGCACUUAAGCUGUGUAAAUAUGUAACUAAGCAUCAUGGAGUUUCAGUUCCCUAGGUGUAGUUGUGCUGAGACAGUAAUACAUGGGGGUGUGCGAUGUUGACAAAAAUGAUAUACUGUAUACAGUGCUCAGCAUAUACAGUUUAAGUGCACCCCCCACAUAUCUCUUAUUUAAAUUCAUAUUUUUUUAUAGGAUGCUUUAAUAUGUUACAUUUGUGCAAUAUUAUAUUACAUUAGUUAGUACUGAAGCCAAAUCUGGAGCUUAUCUCACUAAACAACUUAAAAUAAGGUUUCAAAAAUUAGUAGCCCAAA